Cornus florida is the source of this 1463-nucleotide messenger RNA. Its product is annotated as F-box/LRR-repeat protein At3g48880. The transcript is spliced from 3 exons. The record is from RefSeq and is a predicted model, not a curated record. Gene Ontology annotation, molecular function: protein binding. NCBI's taxonomy places the organism in Eukaryota, Viridiplantae, Streptophyta, Magnoliopsida, Cornales, Cornaceae. Bases 170 to 1087 code for a protein of 305 amino acids.
UUUCCUGGAUUCCAAUUCUCUCUCCUCAUCUCAGUUACUACAAGUUCGGUUAGAAAGGGAAAUCCAUCGUAGAAUUCAUAGAUCACAUCGAGGUAACGAUCAAGAAAGAACCACAACCAGAACUGCUUCAAGGCAGUAAAUCACUGGAGAUUUUUGUCAAGCUUGUGAAAUGGAAGAUAUUGACACUAUAGGUAAGAAAUGGGGGGACCUGGACAUCGACAUUCUGGUGAAAAUAUUCCAGUCUUUUGACAUCUUUGAGUUGACUUCUGGCAUUGCUCAAGUUUGUAGCACAUGGCGUUUGGCUUGCUGUGAUCCGCUGCUGUGGAAAACCCUUGACUUAACAAUGUUGAGAUCAAACUUCAUUAAGAUCCCAUUAGAGCCAUAUGUUUAUGUGGAUGGUCGGUCUGAUAAAACAUUAACCCGGGUGUUAAAGAUUGCUUUAAAUCUUAGCAGGGGGAACAUACUUACCUUGAUCUUACAUUUCAAUCUCUACAUCAACGACGAUCAGUUGACUUACACUGCUGAAAGGUGCCCGCGUCUCAAACGACUUGUUAUGCCAGCUUGGAACCGAAUAAAGAAGACUGGAAUAUGCAAGGCUAUCCGCGUGUGGGAAGAUCUUGAGUCUUUAACAAUGCCCAGCAUAGCAAAUCCUCCAUAUCUCAUGGAAGAAAUUUCAAAGAACUGCAAGAAAUUUUCUGAACUUAAGAUCAUGGGCCCUUGUGACAUUUUAUUUGCAUCUACACUAACUGCGUUCUUGCCGAACUUGAAGGUUUUAAGCCUCCGGUGCUCAAUGCUCUUGAAAGAUGCUCUAAUAAUAAUCUUAGAUGGCUUACAACACUUAGAGGUGCUCAACAUAUCACAUUGUCUUCUUAUUGAAGUCCCUCCACCUCCUGCACCCAAAAAAGUUUUCAAGGAGCUUGAUGAAUCUAUUCUUAGGAGGGCUUCUCGCUUACGUCAGUUUUUAACUUGCAAUGAUGACUCGUGCAUGGCAUGCCAACGUACUAGAAAUGACGAAGGGCUCUUGAGGUGGUACAGAUAUGGAGAGUUAUUUUGGAAAGCAGAUGAGGUGAGAUCUCUUGCACUUUGACUGUUGCAUCAUGAGAGAGUACUAGUGGAGUAAAUUACAUUUUACCGAUUGGAAUGUAUAACUCAUGCACAAGAAACAGAAUAAAACUUUAUCGAAUUGUAAACAUAGUUGUUUCUCUAUAUAUUUAUUUUCCAGGUGAAUAUAGUUGGUUCUGUAUUCCUUGUUAAACUUUAUCCAUGGAGUCAUGGACUGGCAGCUGCUUCUUAGGGGAGAGCUGUUAUGCCUGUAUUGUUGUUGUACAUAGUGAAUUCUCCUUUCCCUGUUGUUACCAGAAAAGUCUGAAUUUCUUUUUGGUGUGUGGUGGUUUGGGAAGGCGCAACUUUUUAUGGAUAAACAAAUAAGAGGCACGAUUACUGGCAUCCGCAAGGAUCUUAAA